UAUAAGCAACACAGCAUAUUCUCACUCUUGGCGGCUUGCUCAUUCUUAAUUUUUCAAGCAUUUGAGAAGUCUUCAAGAUGGACUUCAAUGGAACUUAUGUGCUUGAGACCCAAGAAAACUUUGUUCCUUUUAUGAGAGCCAUUGGCCUUCCAGAAGAUAUCAUAGAGAGGGGAAAGGAUCUCAAGAGUGUCACAGAGAUUGUACAGAAUGGAAACCACUUUGUAUUCACAGUGACUACAGGACCCAGAAUUCUACGUAACGAAUUUACUGCAGGCGAAGAGGCUGAGGUGGAAGCAAUAACAGGAGAGAACGUAAAGACCGUGGUAAAUGUUGAUGGGAACAAGCUGUUAAUGAACCUUAAAGGAAUCAUUGGCGUUUCUGAAGUUGUUGGAGAUACUCUUACUAAUACAAUGACAUUCAAGGACAUUGUAUACAAGUCAGUCUGCAAGAGAGCUUGAAAGGAAAGGAAUUUUUUUUAUUAAGUAAAAGUAUAAAUAAAACUGGUUCAUAAAG
Messenger RNA from Pelobates fuscus (common spadefoot toad), 513 nucleotides. Its product is annotated as fatty acid-binding protein, liver-like. NCBI's taxonomy places the organism in Eukaryota, Metazoa, Chordata, Amphibia, Anura, Pelobatidae. Gene Ontology annotation, molecular function: fatty acid binding. Gene Ontology annotation, cellular component: nucleus; cytosol. The record is from RefSeq and is a predicted model, not a curated record. The coding region runs from base 78 to 458 and encodes 126 amino acids. The transcript is spliced from 4 exons. Gene Ontology annotation, biological process: fatty acid transport.